GUUAGAAUGGUUGCGUGUUUUCAUAGCGAAGCCUCAAUUGAUAGUUCAAGUAAAGUAUAAGAUCUUCUUUCAGUUCUCGUCAUUGUCUCUCUUUACUCGGAUCGGUAUAAGAGAAGUAGAAGAAGUUGAGUGAGACAAGCGUGAUAAUUUGAGCAUCAUCAGUCAAGCUAAAUUCGUUCACACGACGAAAAAACAGCGAAUUUUCGUGAAAUUUAACAAGAUGAAGUUAUUCUUAGCAUUUGUCCUCUACUUCCAAAUUGUUACUGCGGCACAAGUUUUUGAAAAAAAUGAAAAAAAUUCAGAUGUGGUCGAUGCAGCUGAAUUCGAUUCAGAGAAAUCUGUCACCGAACUUAGUUAUGGAGACAAUACUAUCAAGAUUCCCACAACGUUAAUUCCAUCAAGCAAAGAGGAUCAAUUACGUACUUUUAUUGCAAAGAAUCAAACAUCCGAAGUUUCGAAGCUUAUAAGAGAAGGUGUAAACCUGAAUGUUCUAUACAGUGAUGGAGAAUAUCCGCUUGUACUUUCUACUAAGGAAGGUAAAAGUGACAUCGCUAAAUUGCUUCUCGAUAAUGGGGCUAUAGCUAACGUCAGAGAUGGAUGGUUUCUGACUCCACUUCACUGGGCUGCUAAGAAGGGUAACGAAGAAAUGGUUCGCCGUCUCAUUGCGAAUGGGGCUGAUGUUAAUGGUCUGGAUUAUCUUAAUCGAACUGCACUCCAUGCGGCUUCUCACGAAGGACAAGCCAAAACUGCCAAAAUCCUCAUAGACCAUGGAGCUUUACUAGACGAAGUCGAUACUUUCGGAUACACGGCCCUCCAUCUCGCUGCAUUAAAAGGCAAGUUUGAAGCUGCUAAAGUCCUGAUUGACGGUGGAGCAGACGAGAAUGCCAUAGUAUAUUUCAACAGAUCACCACUUCAUUUAGCAGCCAAAUCAGGUGAAGCAAAAAUUGUGAAACUUCUAAUUGACAAGGGGGUACAAGUUGAUGCUAGAGACGGACUUGAUUUUACUGCCUUACACACUGCAUCUCAUUAUGGUAAACUUGAAGCUGUCAAAGCCCUAAUUGAAGGUGGAGCUGAUAUAAAUGCUAAGGUUUUACAUAAAAAGACUUCAGUUCACAUUGCCACCAGAGAAGGUCACCGAGAUGUUGUGAAAUUUUUGGUUGAGAAAGGAGCACAAGUUGAUGCUAGAGAUGUGUUUGAACACACACCUUUACAUGUAGCUUUAGCCGCUGAAAAUGGAACAAUUGAAACAGCUAAAAUCCUUGUCGAAUAUGGUGCUGAUGUGAAUGCUGAAGUUUGGCUGGCAGCGAAAUGGACGCCACUUCAUCUGGCCACAAUUGAGGGCAAAGAGGAUAUCGUGAAAAUGCUUAUCGAACAUGGAGCUGAUGUUAAUGCCAGAGAUCUACUUAAUCGGACACCGCAUGACAUUGCGUUUAUCAAAGAUCAAAAAGAAAUUGCGCAAAUCUUGCGUGAAAAUGGUGCUGAGGUUAGAACAAACAUGGAAUGGGAUGCGUCCGAGUCUUUGAAAUUGGAAUCAUUACGAAAUAAAAUGAAUACUUUGAAGGCGAUCAUUGAACACAGCGAACGAGGUGAAAACGUUAAGCCAAACGAUGUGGAUCUAAUAUCAUAUGAUUUUGAUGAUGUCGCUGAGUGAAUUAUUGGACAAAAAUUACAUCACUAUGAAAGAGAUUGAG
Molecule: messenger RNA, 1691 nt
Organism: Sitodiplosis mosellana (orange wheat blossom midge)
Lineage: Eukaryota; Metazoa; Arthropoda; Insecta; Diptera; Cecidomyiidae
Product: ankyrin-2-like
Exons: 15
Coding region: 221-1651 (476 amino acids)
Molecular function (GO): protein binding
Source: RefSeq, a predicted model, not a curated record